Messenger RNA from Sycon ciliatum, 2214 nucleotides. RefSeq names its product tubulin gamma-2 chain-like. Bases 215 to 1660 code for a protein of 481 amino acids. Lineage: Eukaryota; Metazoa; Porifera; Calcarea; Leucosolenida; Sycettidae. Gene Ontology annotation, molecular function: structural constituent of cytoskeleton; GTP binding. The record is from RefSeq and is a predicted model, not a curated record. The transcript has a single exon. Gene Ontology annotation, cellular component: centrosome; spindle; microtubule. Gene Ontology annotation, biological process: microtubule nucleation; meiotic spindle organization; mitotic sister chromatid segregation.
ACACAUGAUGGAUUUUCUCAGCUCGUUUCGUUUUAUGCGUUUGUUUGAAUUAUUUUCUUGAGUGUGUCUCAUGAACAGUCAGGACUAGCAGUAGCAGAAAGAAGUCGAUAAUAGGUACAGCUGAAGUCAAGUGAGGAUUUGGGCUGAAAAGUGUUGGACGACCAAGCUGCCCUUAUGAUUUGCAGGGACACUUUCCUCGACGUGUGUAUUCGAAAUGCCUCGUGAAAUUAUUUCGCUACAUUUGGGCCAAUGUGGUAACCAAAUUGGCUUGGAAUUCUGGAAGCAGCUCAUCAAGGAGCAUGGCAUUAGUCCGGAAGGCAUUCUGGAAGACUACGCUACAGACGGGACGGAUCGAAAGGAUGUGUUUUUCUACCAAGCAGAUGACAAUCAUUACGUUCCUCGAGCAAUUUUGAUGGAUUUGGAGCCUCGUGUGGUCAGCAGUAUACAGUCGUCGCAGCACUCCAAGCUGUUUAAUCCGGAGAAUAUCUUUGUGUCGGAGCAUGGCGGAGGAGCCGGCAACAACUGGGCACGGGGAUUCAUCCAGGGCGAGGCUGUAUCGGAGAAAGUGUUCGAUAUAAUUGACAGGGAAGCCGACGGGAGCGACAGUCUUGAGGGGUUUGUUUUGUGCCAUAGCAUAUCGGGCGGAACUGGCUCCGGCAUGGGUAGUUUCAUCCUGGAGCAUUUAUCCGAUCGAUUUCCUAAGAAGCUUGUGCAGACCUACAGCGUCUUCCCUAACUUGAACGAGCAAGGCGACGUGGUUGUUCAGCCGUAUAACUCGCUGCUAACGCUGAGACGGCUGACGCAGAACGCCGACUCAGUAGUCGUUCUCGACAACACUGGCCUGAGCCGCAUCGCGCAGGAGCGUCAGGGCAUCGCCAACCCGACCAUCUCUGACUGGAACAAGCUGGUGUCCACGGUGAUGUCAACCAGCACUGCAACACUGCGUUACCCUGGUUACAUGAACAACGACCUGGUCGGGCUGGUCGCGUCGCUGGUGCCUACGCCGCGUCUUCACUUCCUGAUGACGGGCUACACGCCGCUCACCAACUCUGAGCAGACGACGUCGCGCGUGCAGAAGACCUCCGUCCUGGACGUGAUGCGGCGCCUUCUACAGCCCAAGAACAUGAUGGUGUCGCCGCCGCGCCAUGGUAUUGGCGCGCUACAGCACUGCUACAUCUCCAUCCUGAACAUCAUACAGGGCGACGUGGAUCCCACGCAGGUGCACAAGAGCUUGCAGCGCAUACGCGAGCGCAAGGUGGCCACCUUCAUCCCGUGGGGCCCGGCCAGCAUCCAGGUGGCGCUGUCGGGUCGCUCGCCGUACGUGCAGACCGCGCACCGCGUCUCCGGCCUCAUGCUGGCAAACCACACCAGUAUAGCGUCACUGUUUGCCAAGACUCUACAGGACUACGACAAACUACGCAAGCGCAGCGCGUACCUGCACGAGUUCCGCAACGAGUCCAUCUUCAAGGACGACCUCAGCGAGAUGGACGAGUCGCGAGAAGUCGUCCAGGAGCUAGUCGAGGAGUACUGCGCCUCCACCAAGGAAGACUAUUUGACGUGGGGGGAGAAGGGUGGCGGCUCAUCUGCUACCGCAACCGCACACACCAGUGCAUCCUCGGGUUCAGCCGCCGCUGCAAGUGCUGCUGCUGCCGCCGUUUAACUCUUGUUAACGUAUUGUGCUGCCUCUGCGGCGCACGUUUUCCGGCUUCCAUGUUUGAUAAUGUACAAAUAUAAUAAUUAUAUCGACAUAUAAUACACGCUCGACGCGACACGUGUUCGAAAGAUCUGCUUCAAAAAUUCAAAAACCACUCAAGUCAUGUAAUUACUUCAGAGAACACGCUUUUCAUUAGUACUAUACUGUUUUGUGUUCUAGUUUCCACCUGUUAUAAGUCCUGCUUGAAGACAUUGAUUUGUCAUUCAGUGCAAUGUAUCAGCGUGAGCUUUGCUGAAUUUUUUUACGCAUUCAAACGAUUCACAAAACUAGCAAGACACUCAUCGUUGGAUUUUUUUGGCAAAUUAGGUUGACCCUUUUCUUUUCCUUUUUUCUUGAAAUAAAUAUUUUUAGGACUGCUCUGUUUUAGCUUCAUUCUGAUCUGCACCAGGGACUAGUAAAAAUGCCGGUAUUUUACUACUCCUCAGUCUGUACAUAAAUGUAUGGCGACAUUUCCCGUGACUGUCACCCAACUGGUACGGUACCCUGCCGAUUUCUUUGUA